AUGGAGGCGAUACUUGAGAAAGUUAACAAUCUUACUCACCAACAAGAUGUGACGGGCCAGGAGAUUCAGCGUCUUUUGAGUAACUACCGGAAAGAUUCGGUAGCUCGUAAGACAAAGGAAUAUCUCACGACGAGAUUGGAACAAUUGGAAAAUCUCUGGACAGCCUUUUCGGAGAGAAAUGAAAAGCUUGAAGAGUUAGCGCAUUAUCUUCCACCUCAUCCAUAUUUCGAGAAACAAUAUUUCUCUUCAAUGCAGCGCGAGUACACCAAGUACAAGGAUGACAUUGCGGAACGCCUUCAGGGUUUGGAAGGCACGUCCAAGUUGAAUAUCGAUUUUGGUAAAUCAGCCACGGGUGCCUUGGAUACAAAGGCCACCAGGGCAGUAAACAAUGCUCAGAACGAGCUUUCCAGCGAUGUCGUGGUACUAAUAAGGCAACAGGAAUCAAGGAUACGGGCUGUGGAAAACAUUAUGACCGGCAUCGACACAGUUGAACAGGCACAACCCAAAUCAUACUACAAAUUGAAGUCAGCUACUUUAUCAAAGUACUGGGAAGAGUUGCGUCAAGGCCAUCAGAAUAUAUGGCAAUAUUCCAGCGAUCCAAAUGAGUUAGGGUACAACGAGGAGAAUUUUCUCAACCUCGAAGAGCAAAUUCAAGACACCUUAAUAUUUCUCGCGGAAUGCCUUUCAAAGCUAGAUCUUAGCAUAGCUCCCGCUACAAGGACCUUUCCAAGCAUCAACUUGUCACACGUGACAAUUCCUGCCUUUGACGGCGGUUAUGCACAAUGGCAAUCCUUCCACGACUUAUUCCGCCAGAUGAUUCACGAGCAGCAAUUGGGAAAUGCUCAGAAAAUGUGGUAUUUGAAGAGCAAUCUAAAGGGUGAAGCAGAGCGACUUAUACGUCAUCUGCCCAUCACUGACGAAAAUUAUGACAUUGCACGGACAACGCUAACAAACCGCUACAGCAAUCAACGAUUGAUGGUAGCCACGCUAUUGGAUAGGCUCACACAGCAGCCGAUGAUUACUUCGGACUCCCCCAGUGCUUUGAAAAAACUUCAUGACAUUACGAAGGAAUGUCUAGCAGGACUCAAGAACUUUAAUAUCAAUAUAGCUAGUUGGGAUCCCAUUUUAUUACAUAUUUUACUGAAGAAGUUAGACAAGGUUACGCACGCCUUAUACGAACAAACUUUGACUUCACCACGAGAACUGCAGCCGGUUGAUGUAUUUCUCGCGUUUUUGGAAAGACGCUUUCAGUCUUUAGAGGCCUUGUGUAGCGACAAGAGGAGUAUGACUCAAAACAAACCUACAAACCGAACCUCGGCUUUAAUAUCCACCAAGGACAGUCAAUCUUUACAGUGCAAAAACUGCAAGGGAACCCAUCGAAUCUACACAUGUGAAGCCUUUAAACAAUUGUCCAUCUGGGAUCGAGUAGCCAAAAUCAAGCAGCUGAGGCUAUGUUUGAGCUGCCUACGGGAAGGACAUCGAAGUGCACAGUGCAGCGCAGGAAGUUGUCUUAAAUGUGGCAAGAAGCACAACACUCUACUACAUAUGGACGCCAACAAUCAAGACAAAACAACGCCCUCUAUCACCGCAAUUCAAACAACAGCCAGCGCCACCAAGCAAGGUCAAGUAUCACGUGUUGUAAAGGACAAGGGUUCUACAAAUGUCAACCAUUCUAUUGCAUUAUCAACGGAAAUAUCUGCAUCAGAGGGGCCUUUUGUCCUAUUAGCUACUGCACUCAUCAAGGUGACAAACCAAAAGGGCAAAUCGAUAGAAAUGAGAGCUCUGCUGGACAGUGGCUCCCAAAUAAACAUAAUUACAGAAACAGCUGUGAGAAAGCUGGGACUACAACCAACUAGUUACCAUAUACACAUUCGUGGUCUGGGCGGAGCGUCGCAACAAUCGCAACAGAAGGUAACGUUGUCAUUGCAAUCAAGAAUCACUACGUUUGCACGGAAGAUAGACGCUAUAGUUUUACCACAUAUAACAUCCUCUCAACCAUCGCAAGGUCUGAAUUCAAGGAAUUGGGCCAUACCCGGCAACAUUCAGCUUGCCGAUCCUCAUUUUGAUCGGGAAGGGCAUAUUGAUCUACUUUUCGGAGCUGAUAUUUACUAUUAG
Molecule: messenger RNA, 2115 nt
Organism: Hermetia illucens (black soldier fly)
Lineage: Eukaryota; Metazoa; Arthropoda; Insecta; Diptera; Stratiomyidae
Exons: 1
Coding region: 1-2115 (704 amino acids)
Biological process (GO): proteolysis
Molecular function (GO): aspartic-type endopeptidase activity
Source: RefSeq, a predicted model, not a curated record